CGCUUUCCAUUUCAAUUUUUUCAUUUUCAUCUCCCACUCCCAGACCUCUUCCUUGAAAAUCCCCAAUUAGAAGGAGAGAGAGCAUACCAUCGACAACAACACCCACACCACCAAUCAAUCUAUCUUCAUCUCCCAACCCUUCUCCCCCUUAUCGCUGCGCUUAUUGCUGGCUCAAACCCUAGAUUUCUCCGUUUCGCGCCGCCCUCCGAAACCUUCCUCCUCCAGGCGCAAGAACCAGAAGGCUGCAUCUCCUUCCCGCCGGCGGCCUUUGCAUCAAUCCCUGGCCACCUCUUCCUAAUCCCUCCAUCAUCAAUCCAUUCAAUAGAACAGGAAUCAAACUUUGAAAUCUCCUACGAUGAGCAUAACGACGACAGUGGAGAAGUCUUGCAAUGAAAACUGCGAGACAAGAUCUUAUGGAGAUGAUAAUGGCAAAGAUAGAACAAUCGCGAGACCGAUCCGGUAGAGAUUCCUUCUUGCGACCCAAUCUCUGGUCUCCUGUCCAGCGAUGGCGCCGAUUGACG
Molecule: messenger RNA, 521 nt
Organism: Linum tenue
Lineage: Eukaryota; Viridiplantae; Streptophyta; Magnoliopsida; Malpighiales; Linaceae
Source: the annotation of a GenBank genome assembly